CAGCAAGCAAGUGUACAAUUCAACGCGCAUGUUCCUGCAUUAAAAAUGGCUGUGCGUAUAAGUGGGUUCUGCAGCAACCGUCAGCUAGAACCAACCAGAAUCAGCAAGGGAGAAUGUCACCAGCACACCGAGGAUCACCAAUAUGGGUCCAAAAGUUUUCAUGAAUGAUCACAUAGUUACAGCAAGGUAAGGUUUCGGAGUCUCGCAGGACCCCUUCAUCAGGCAUUUGACACAUGCUUUUCUGCAGCAUUCCCAUUGAAGUCUAUAUAACCAAAAACACAAUGUUUUGCGUUCAAAAAAGUCCCUG
This is a messenger RNA of Staurois parvus, 307 nucleotides long. Lineage: Eukaryota; Metazoa; Chordata; Amphibia; Anura; Ranidae. The record is from the annotation of a GenBank genome assembly.